Messenger RNA from Labeo rohita (rohu), 2459 nucleotides. Its product is annotated as H-2 class I histocompatibility antigen, alpha chain-like. Gene Ontology annotation, cellular component: external side of plasma membrane. The record is from RefSeq and is a predicted model, not a curated record. The coding region runs from base 215 to 1054 and encodes 279 amino acids. Gene Ontology annotation, biological process: immune response. Lineage: Eukaryota; Metazoa; Chordata; Actinopteri; Cypriniformes; Cyprinidae. The transcript has 7 exons.
UACGUAGCCUACAGUAAAUGCCGUUUUGACUAUGGGAUAGUCUGCUGCGUAAUUCGCCUCAUUUUAGUCGGCUGAAGAGGGCAUCGAUGGCGCUCGGGGCUCUUUUAAACCUAAAAUGACGAACGGAACACCGUUCAUUCUCCUGGAUUAAGCGGACACGCGUGUUUGAAAUAAAACUGCAUCAGCCGAUACAGGUGUUUUCGUCAACAACAAAAUGAACACACCAUGUGCUCUUAUGUGUCUCGUUUUGCUUCCAGUUCCUAUUUUAGCAGAAAGAUCACAUCGCCUGAGACCUGUCAACGACACAGAAAGCGAAAGUCAUGAAGUUCAUCAGGUGAUGGGUCUUUGUGAACAGAAUGACAAUAAACCUGGACAAAUGAUCAGCAAAACGGCUUAUAGAGGCUCUACGAUUGAUGAGCGAUAUUUUUUCGAUAGCAAAUUUACAUAUCAGGUAUUUUCAAAUUACACAGAACCAGAAAUAAAUCUUGAAAUGUCCAAGCUGCGUCUUAGGAACUUUUAUUACCCAGCCUGCAUAAAAACACUGGAGAAAUAUCUUAAAAAGAGGGAAACUCAGCUAAACAGAAAAGUGAAACCACAAGUCAAACUCAUUCAGAAAGCAAACCCAGAUUCUGGAGGGUUACGUGUGAGUUGUUUGGCAACAGGAUUUUACCCUCGUCACAUCAACCUGACCCUGUUCAGAGACGAUCAGCCUGUAGCUGAUCAUGAGAUCACUGGAGGAGAUCUGCUGCCCAAUGAUGAUGGGACGUACCAGAUGAGGAAGAGUCUGGAGAUCAAUAGAGCAGAGAAACACAAUUACACCUGCUCUGUCACACACCUAAGUCUGGACAACAAACUGGACGUCACUUUGGAAUCCAAUCCAGUUGAACCGUUUAAAUCAGCGAUUCUGUCAGUGCUGAUAGUUUUGGCUCUGGUGUUGGUGUUUGGAACUAUAGCCAUCAUAUACAAAUGCAGGAAUAAACGAGCCGAUUCAUCCAGAAGUGGUUAUUCUGUUGCUUCUACAUCUAAAGAACAAGUCGAAACAACAUCAGUAUAGCAUGGCUUGAUGCUACAUGGAUCAACAUCUUCAAACAAUGAAAAAAUGAGUUCCGACAGUUGGUUGACUUUGAUGAAAGAUGCCAUGAGUAAAGUGUGAGGAUUUAAAUGCCAAACAGUUCAAAAUAGUUUUUUUGUAUGCUGUUUUAACAACUGUCUUUAAAACACAUUGUGGUCUGCACAAAUCAUCUUCAUUUAACACAAUCUGCCCAUGUUCAAAGCUCUUUUAUACUUAAAAUAUAUCAUAUAUAAAUGUACUGUCUUAAAUAUUAAAUGGUUAGUACAGAGACCAUAAGAGUGUUAUUUCACUUGUUCACAGGGUGUAGCCAUCAUUUCAGAAGUAAGGUGGUUAGAAUUGACAAAUGUACUUUUUAAAUCUAAUUGACAAACAAACAUACAAACAAAUAAAUAUAAAAAACAAACAUUCAAAAACAUUUUGCCUAUAUUUUCCUAAUGACGAUUUUAUGAUUGGUUUAUAUAUUACAAACACGUUUUCCAUUUUCAUAACAGAAUAGGCAGAAUAUUUAUUUUCUAGUUUCUGUACUGUAAUAAAUGAUAGGUCAUUCAAACUUUAUUUUUUUUUUUUACCUGGUGAUGACACAUAAACCAUUUAUUGUCAAAAUCGUGUAUUAUCUUCACUUUCCAUUGGUCAAAACUUUUUUGCUUUUUAUUUAGCUUAGCUACAGUGAUAGCCUUUGUCCAUAUUUGGGAUUUCCUGGCAUGCAUAAGUUAUUACAUCUUUGAGUCCGUUUUGGAUUUUCUGUUGCAUUUCAAAAUACUUUACCACAUUUACCCAUGUAAAGCAGCUCUUUCUAAAUUCAUGGAAUUCAUUGAAUUCAUUAACAAUAGUUACAUUUUCUGUAACACACAUGAGGAAGACUUGUCUCAUUUGUUUUAUAAUUGUGAAUUGUCUUUUAGAUUUUGGUCUGAUGUUAGUUUCUUUUUAUUUGUUUAAAUAAAUGUUAAUUACAUGCUCUCUUUAAAAGAUGUUAUUAUAAAGAUGUUAUGUUGUUAAUUUGUACAUUUUUCAUGGUCAAUAUUAAAUUCAUAAACAAAAAUAAGCAAAAUGCAUACCAAAAUGUUAUUUUUAUUAUUUUUUUUUAGAAAUUUAAUCUUUGAACAAGUCUCUAAUGCAAAUUAAUAACAAAAGAAUGACAUACUGCUAGGUUUCAUAUAAGUUUUUUUUUUCUAUUAGUUUUAUAUUAAUAUUUUUAUUGUAUUGUUCACCUGUUGUAAUCAUUGAUUCUGAAGGAAGUGUAUUUCACAUAAUUUAAACUCAUAAACUUAAUUGUUCAGUGAUUUACUAAAGAACUGUGAAUGAUUUAACUCUUAUAGAUGUUCUGCUGUUGAAUAGCAAAUUAUCAGUUGUAUAUAAUAAAGAACAUGAACAAAAUGAAGAGCUGAAG